Messenger RNA from Uloborus diversus, 6358 nucleotides. RefSeq names its product fibroin heavy chain-like. The record is from RefSeq and is a predicted model, not a curated record. The transcript has a single exon. Lineage: Eukaryota; Metazoa; Arthropoda; Arachnida; Araneae; Uloboridae. The coding region runs from base 32 to 6283 and encodes 2083 amino acids.
AGAUCAUCCUAGGUUGGAUUAACCAAGCACCAUGCAGUGGUCAACUUACCUUGCCUUAUUCUUCGCUGUUUUUUGCGCCCAGAGCUACUCAGCUCUGGGGCAAGGAGCCUCAGUAUGGUCAAGCCCCCAAAUGGCCGAGAACUUCAUGAACGGCUUCUCCGUUGCACUUUCGCAAGCUGGAGCAUUCAGUGGGCAGGAGAUGAAAGACUUCGAUGAUGUCAGAGAUAUCAUGAACUCUGCAAUGGACAAGAUGAUAAGGUCCGGGAAAAGUGGCCGUGGCGCGAUGAGGGCCAUGAACGCAGCGUUCGGCUCAGCUAUUGCAGAAAUCGUUGCUGCUAACGGCGGAAAAGAAUACCAAAUAGGCGCAGUUCUAGAUGCAGUUACUAAUACUCUUCUACAGCUGACCGGAAAUGUUGAUAACGGUUUUCUCAAUGAAAUCAGUCGACUCAUCACGCUAUUUAGCAGUGUAGAAGCAAACGACGUAUCAGCAUCUGCGGGGGCAGAUGCAUCCGGAAGUUCAGGUCCAGUAGGUGGAUACUCAUCCGGAGCAGGAGCAGCAGUUGGACAGGGAACAGCUCAGGCUGUAGGAUACGGAGGAGGAGCACAAGGAGUUGCAUCAAGUGCUGCUGCCGGAGCAACAAAUUAUGCUCAAGGCGUGUCUACCGGAAGUACACAAAAUGUCGCAACUUCCACUGUCACAACAACAACAAAUGUUGCAGGUUCAACUGCAACAGGAUACAACACCGGAUAUGGAAUUGGUGCAGCAGCAGGAGCAGCCGCUGGCGCAAGCUCUGGAUACGGAACAGGCUAUGGAACCGGAGCUGGAGCAGGUGCUGGUGCUGGUUCAGGCGCUGGUUAUGGUGCUGGUGCAGGAGCGGGAGCUGGUUCAGGCGCUGGUUAUGGUGCCGGUGCAGGAGCAGGUGCAGGUUCUGGAUACGGUGCUGGUGCAGGAGCUGGAGCAGGAUCUGGUUAUGGCGCGGGUGCAGGAGCAGGAGCCGGAGCAGGAUCUGGUUACGGCGCUGGUGCAGGAGCUGGAGCCGCUUCAGGUGCUGGUUAUGGAGCUGGUGCAGGAGCAGGUGCAGGUACUGGAUACGGUGCUGGUGCAGGAGCAGGAGCUGCUUCAGGUGCUGGUUAUGGAGCUGGUGCAGGUUCUGGAUACGGUGCUGGUGCAGGAGCUGGAGCAGGAUCUGGUUAUGGCGCGGGUGCAGGAGCAGGAGCAGGAGCCGGAGCAGGAUCUGGUUACGGCGCUGGUGCAGGAGCUGGAGCAGGAUCUGGUUACGGCGCUGGAGCGGGAGCAGGAGCUGGAGCAGGAUCUGGAUACGGCGCUGGUGCAGGAGCAGGUGCAGGAUCUGGUUACGGUGCUGGUGCAGGAGCUGGAGCAGGAUCUGGCUACAGUACUGGAGCAGGAUAUUCUGCAGGUGCUGCGUCAGCUGGCAGCAGUUCGAGCACUCAAGUAACAACUCAACAAACUGUUACAUCACAGGCUUCUGCAGCAGGAGCUGGAUACGGAGUUGGCGCAGGAGCUGGAGCUGGAGCUGGAGCAGGAGCUGGCUACGGUGCAGGUGCCGAAGCUGGUUAUGGUGCUGGUUCAGGAGCUCGUGCAGGAGCCGGCGCAGGGGCUGGGUAUGGCAGUGGAGCAGGAGCUGGUGCAGGAUCUGGUUACGGCAGUAGUGCAGGAGCGGGAGCUGGGGCUGGUGCUGGAGCUGGUGCCGGCUACGGUGCUGGUGCUGGAGCAGGAUCUGGUGCCGGCUACGGUGCUGGUGCUGGAGCAGGAUCUGGUGCCGGCUACGGUGCUGGUGCUGGAGCAGGAUCUGGUUACGGUGCUGGUGCAGGAGCUGGAGCAGGAUCUGGUUACGGCGCUGGUGCAGGAGCUGGAGCAGGUUCUGGCUACGGUGCUGGUGCAGGAGCAGGAGCUGGCGCAGGAGCAGGAUCUGGUUACGGCGCUGGUGCUGGAGCUAGAGCUGGGGCUGGAGCUGGGACUGGUGCUGGCUACGGAAGUGGUUAUGGAGCAAGCAGUGGAUCCGGAGCUGGAGCAGCCGCAGGCUCAGGAGCUGCAGCUGGGGCUGGGUAUGGUACUGGAGCAGGAUAUUCAACUGGCGCUGCAUCGGCUGGCAGCAGUUCAAGCACUCAGGUAAUAACUCAACAGACUGUUACAUCUGGCGCAUCUGGAGCAGCAUCUGGUUACAGUGCUAGUUCAGGAGUGGCAGCAGGAGCAGGAGUGGGGUCUGGUUACGGUGCUGGUUCAGGAGCGGGAGCAGCAGCAGGAGCUAGAGCAGGAUCUGGUUAUGGUGCUGGAGCAGGAGCCGGAGCAGGAUCUGGUUUCGGUGCAGGCGCAGGAGCAGGAGCAGGAUCUGGCUACGGCGUUGGUGCAGGAGCUGGAGCAGGAUCUGGGUACGGCGUAGGUGCAGGAGCUGCAGCAGGAUCCGGUUACGGCGCCGGUGCAGGAGCUGGAGCAGGAUCAGGUUAUGGCGCUGGAGCAGGAUCUGGUUAUGGUCAAGGAGCCGGUGCUUCAGCAGGAGCAGCAGCAGCUGGUGCAGGCGCUGGAUAUGGAGGUCAAGCAGGUUAUGGACAAGGAGCUGGUGCUUCAGCAGGAGCAGCAGCUGGUGCAGGUGCUGGAUAUGGAGGACAAGCAGGUUAUGGACAAGGAGCUGGUGCUUCAGCAGGAGCAGCAGCAGCUGGUGCAGGCGCUGGAUAUGGAGGACAAGCAGGUUAUGGACAAGGAGCCGGUGCAUCAGCAGGAGCAGCAGCAGCUGCUGCAGGCGCUGGAUAUGGAGGACAAGCAGGUUAUGGACAAGGAGCCGGCGCUUCAGCAGGAGCAGCAGCUGCUGGUGCAGGUGCUGGAAGACAAGCAGGUUACGGGCAAGGAGCUGGUGCUUCUGCAGGAGCAGCAGCUGCUGGUGCAGGUGCUGGAAGCCGAGCAGGUUACGGACAAGGAGCCGGUGCAACAUCAGGAGCAGCAGCAGCAGCUGGUGCAGGCGCUGGAUAUGGAGGACAAGCAGGUUAUGGACAAGGAGCCGGCGCUUCAGCAGGAGCAGCAGCUGCUGGUGCAGGAGCUGGAAGACAAGCAGGUUACGGACAAGGAGCCGGUGCAUCAGCAGGAGCAGCAGCAGCAGCUGGUGCAGGCGCUGGAUAUGGAGGACAAGCAGGUUACGGACAAGGAGCCGGUGCAGCAGCAGGAACAGCAGCAGCUGGUGCAGGCGCUGGAAGACAAGCAGGUUACGGGCAAGGAGCCGGUGCAUCAGCAGGAGCAGCAGCAGCUGGUGCAAGCGCUGGAUAUGGAGGACAAGCAGGUUAUGGACAAGGAGCCGGUGCAUCAUCAGGAGCAGCAGCAGCAGCUGGUGCAGGCGCUGGAAGACAAGCAGGUUACGGACAAGGAGCUGGUGCAUCAGCAGGAGCAGCAGCAGCUGGUGCAGGCGCUGGAUAUGGAGGACAAGCAGGUUAUGGACAAGGAGCCGGCGCUUCAGCAUUAGCAGCAGCAGCAGCUGGUGCAGGCGCUGGAUAUGGAGGACAAGCAGGUUAUGGACAAGGAGCCGGCGCUUCAGCAGGAGCAGCAGCUGCUGGUGCAGGUGCUGGAAGACAAGCAGGUUACGGGCAAGGAGCUGGUGCUUCAGCAGGAGCAGCAGCUGCUGGUGCAGGUGCUGGAAGACAAGCAGGUUACGGACAAGGAGCCGGUGCAUCAGCAGGAGCAGCAGCAGCAGCUGUUGCAGGCGCUGGAUAUGGAGGACAAGCAGGUUAUGGGCAAGGAGCCGGUGCAUCAUCAGGAGCAGCAGCAGCAGCUGGUGCAGGCGCUGGAAGACAAGCAGGUUACGGACAAGGAGCUGGUGCAGGCGCUGGAUAUGGAGGACAAGCAGGUUAUGGGCAAGGAGCCGGUGCAUCAUCCGGAGCAGCAGCAGCAGCUGGUGCAGGCGCUGGAUAUGGAGGACAAGCAGGUUAUGGACAAGGAGCCGGUGCAUCAGCAGGAGCAGCAGCAGCUGGUGCAGGCGCUGGAUACGGAGGUCAAGCAGGUUACGGACAAGGAGCCGGUGCAUCAGCAGGAGCUGCAGCAGCUGGUGCAGGAGCUGGAUAUGGAGGACAAGCAGGUUAUGGACAAGGAGCCGGUGCUUCAGCAGGAGCAGCAGCUGCUGGUGCAGGUGCAGGAAGACAAGCAGGUUACGGACAAGGAGCCGGUGCAUCAGCAGGAGCAGCAGCAGCUGGUGCAGGAGCUGGAUAUGGAGGACAAGCAGGUUAUGGACAAGGAGCCGGUGCUUCAGCAGGAGCAGCAGCUGCUGGUGCAGGUGCAGGAAGACAAGCAGGUUACGGACAAGGAGCCGGUGCAUCAGCAGGAGCAGCAGCAGCUGGUGCAGGCGCUGGAUAUGGAGGACAAGCAGGUUAUGGACAAGGAGCCGGCGCUUCAGCAGGAGCAGCAGCUGCUGGUGCAGGUGCUGGAAGACAAGCAGGUUACGGACAAGGAGCCGGUGCAUCAGCAGGAGCAGCAGCAGCUGGUGCAGGCGCUGGAUAUGGAGGACAAGCAGGUUAUGGACAAGGAGCUGGCGCUUCAGCAGGAGCAGCAGCUGCUGGUGCAGGAGCUGGAAGACAAGCAGGUUACGGACAAGGAGCCGGUGCAUCAGCAGGAGCAGCAGCAGCAGCUGGUGCAGGCGCUGGAUAUGGAGGACAAGCAGGUUAUGGACAAGGAGCUGGCGCUUCAGCAGGAGCAGCAGCUGCUGGUGCAGGAGCUGGAAGACAAGCAGGUUACGGACAAGGAGCCGGUGCAUCAGCAGGAGCAGCAGCAGCAGCUGGUGCAGGCGCUGGAUAUGGAGGACAAGCAGGUUAUGGACAAGGAGCCGGUGCAUCAUCAGGAGCAGCAGCAGCAGCUGGUGCAGGCGCUGGAUAUGGGGGACAAGCAGGUUAUGGACAAGGAGCCGGCGCUUCAGCAGGAGCAGCAGCUGCUGGUGCAGCCGCUGGAAGACAAGCAAGUUAUGGACAAGGAGCCGGUGCAUCAGCAGGAGCAGCAGCAGCUGGUGCAGGCGCUGGAUACGGAAGUCAAGCAGGUUACGGACAAGGAGCCGGUGCAUCAGCUGGAGCAGCAGCAGCUGGUGCAGGAGCUGGAAGACAAGCAGGUUACGGACAAGGAGCCGGUGCAUCAGCAGGAGCAGCAGCAGCUGGUGCAGGCGCUGGAAGACAAGCAGGUUACGGACAAGGAGCCGGUGCAUCAGCAGGAGCAGCUGGUGCUGGCGCGGGAUAUGGAGGACAAGCAGGUUAUGGACAAGGAGCCGGCGCUUCAGCAGGAGCAGCAGCUGCUGGUGCAGCCGCUGGAAGACAAGCAGGUUAUGGACAAGGAGCCGGUGCAUCAGCAGGAGCAGCAGCAGCUGGUGCAGGCGCUGGAUACGGAGGUCAAGCAGGUUACGGACAAGGAGCCGGUGCAUCAGCUGGAGCAGCAGCAGCUGGUGCAGGAGCUGGAAGACAAGCAGGUUACGGACAAGGAGCCGGUGCAUCAGCAGGAGCAGCAGCAGCUGGUGCAGGCGCUGGAUAUGGAGGACAAGCAGGUUAUGGACAAGGCGCCGGCGCUUCAGCAGGAGCAGCAGCUGCUGGUGCAGCCGCUGGAAGACAAGCAGGUUAUGGACAAGGAGCCGGUGCAUCAGCAGGAGCAGCAGCAGCUGGUGCAGGCGCUGGAUACGGAGGUCAAGCAGGUUACAGACAAGGAACUGGUGCUGCAGCAAGUGCCGCAGCUGCUAGUGCAGGAGCCGCUAGUUCACAAGUUGUAUCCAGAACAACGACAACCACAUCACAAUCCGCAGCAGGAGGAGCUGCUUCUGGAUAUAGUACAGGAGUUGGGUCUGGAGCGGUAGCUACUGCUUCAGGUGCUGGAUAUGGAGGACAAUCAGGAUACGGAACUGGAGCAGGUGCAGCAGCAGGAGCUGCAGCUUCCGGCGCAGGAGCUGGAUAUGGAGGUCAAGCUGGAUACGGACAAGGUGCAGGAGCCUCAGCAGCAGCAACCGCUUCAGCUGCAAGCAACCGAAUUGUAUCUGCUCCUGCUGUCAAUCGAAUGAGCGCAGCAUCUUCAACUCUUGUUUCUAACGGCGCUUUUAACGUCGGUGCUCUUGGUUCAACGAUUUCAAAUAUGGCUGCUCAGAUCCAAGCUAGUUCACAAGGACUUUCUAGUGCAGAAGCAACUGUGCAAGCUCUUCUUGAAGUAAUUUCGGUUCUUACCCACAUGCUCAGUUCGGCAAACAUUGGAUACGUCGAUUUCAGUCGUGUUGGAGAUUCCGCAUCUGCUGUCUCUCAAUCAAUGGCCUAUGCUGGUUAAGCACUUUUUCAAUGUUUAAUUAUUUGUAUGUAAUUAUUCUGAGAAAUAAAAUGACAGAGUGCUUUUUUUCUGAAA